Messenger RNA from Pocillopora meandrina, 444 nucleotides. NCBI's taxonomy places the organism in Eukaryota, Metazoa, Cnidaria, Anthozoa, Scleractinia, Pocilloporidae. The record is from the annotation of a GenBank genome assembly.
CUGCAGCAAAGUACUGUAAUUGUCAAGGGUUCGGAGGUACAAAUUUUACUCAAGAAAAGAAACCAUGCCGUGUGGACGCGGUUGUUGAAGAGCAAAGAAAAGGUAACAUAUACAGUAGAACAUGUAGUUUGUUCUUAGUCAACAUGGAUUGACCCUCAUAGUUUCUCUUAUUUCUUUUUGUUCGUUUAUUGACUUAUUUUUUGUUUGUUUGAUUUCUUUCAGUUGCCUUACGUCUCCAUUGACUUUGAUCGUUGGGAAGUAUGGUCGUCAUCGGAGGAGGACUUCCGAGCAGCGCCAACGAACCCGGACCAUUCCCAUCACACCUCAGAGGAUAGUAGAGAAGGAAGGAAACUAUUAUUAUUGCCUGAAAUGCUUGUCAGUGGUUCGGAGUCCGAUACUGAUGAAACUUUGCCAUCUGAUGUGGAUUGCUUAAAAUUCUAUUAG